GUUCAGGCUGGCCAACUGAGCCUCGACUUUGGCCAUGCAAGCAACUUUCAUCAUUAUAUUUACAGGCCCACUCGUAUUGCCUCAUGAUACCCGAAUUCAGCGUCAAUUUUAGCCAUUAAGAAGGUCCAUCACCUCAGUCCCGGCAGCAUGGCAGCUCCUCCGCCGCCUCCUCGUGGAGGACUCUCCCUCUACGAGAACCUCCUCGAUCCUAACGAUUCCUCGUCCGCCACCAUCUCAUCCGCUCCAGUACUCUACAAUCAGGCCGACAGCGCCUCUGCAGAGACCUCUUCCAAGAAACCGGUCGAUCCCGCCCUCCGCUUCCAGCCCAUUCGCCGUCCCCAAGUCAAACAGACCAAGCCGAAGCCCUCAUUCCCCAAACCCGUCGGUCCCAAACCAGCAACAGCCGCCGCCACACCACCAGCCCCUGCACCGCCCAAGAGCACACUUGCUGACUGGGCCGCGACAGAGGAUGAUGAGUGGCAAUAUGGGGCCGUAGAGAAGCGCCAGCGUGGUGGGCGCAAAAAGAAGAAGAAGCAGCAGCAAGUACACAUGGAGACCGACUGGGAGGAGUUGUAUGACCCGGCACGGCCAACAAAUGUAGAGGAGUACCUGCGAAGUGACGAGAAGGUCAACGAGGUAAGAGAAUGGAAGGCAUUACUCUACCGGCACCGUAGAAAGCGCGACAAGAGCGACUCCUCGGACAACGAGGAUGAUGACGGCGACACCCGACAUGUCGCACCAAAUCAGUUUGCACCUCCAUCGUCAUAUGCCUUUGUCCCGCCGCCACCAGGCUCACCUCCAGCUCCUCCUCCCGACAAAACCGGCGAGGACGCUUUCGUCCGUCGUAUGGCCAUGUCUCAGGGCCAAACUCCCGCGGUCACCCAGCCGCCGCCACCUCCCGCACCACCCUCCGACUCUGCCAUAAUAUCCCGUGCUCCAGUCCGAUACAUGCAACCAGGAAACCCCAAAGGUGACGAAAAAGACGAACCAUACUCUCCACCGCCCACGAUUGGAGGCCAUGCACCUGAAGUCGAUUCUCAACCUCGGUCAGCACGCCCUGGCCAAGCCGGUUUUGCUCACCGUCUCAUGAGUAAGUACGGUUGGACUAAAGGCACUGGCCUUGGUGCCGACGAGACGGGCAUUAUCAAUCCUCUGCGAGUGCAAGUCGAGAAACGGCGCAAGAAGGCCGACGCUGAUGGUGGGGGUUGGGCGGAGCCUGGCAGCAAAGGCAAAAUCGUGGGCGGGAAUCGCAAGGAGGAGAGUACCGGCAAGUUUGGUAUCAUGAGCGACGUCAUUGUCCUUCAAAACAUGUUAGAGAACAUGCCUGACCUCCAGGCCGAGAUUGCGGACGGCCUCGGGCAGGAGAUUGGAGAGGAGUGCGGCGAGAAGUACGGGCGUGUGGAGAGACUUUACAUCGAGGAAAAGAGUCGAAAAGUUUUUAUCAAGUUCACAAACCAAGUGUCUGCGCUUCGAGCAGUGAACGAACUAGACGGGAGAGUCUUCAACGGAAACACAAUUGUGCCAAGGUUCUUUGACACAGAAAAAUUUGAGAAAGGGAUUUACAGUUAGAAAAUGACUGGUCUAGCCUGCAGCAAGGGUUUAGACCCGGUGGAUAGCUGAUUUGAGGCUUGCAACACAGAAGAUAGAGGGAGUAGCGUGCAUGUGUAUUGUAGAGGUGAUACCCCAAAGUCAAACCGAGUUGACAGGACAUCACUAAACCUGACGACGGUGACAAAAUGAAAAAUCCGAUGCCAUUACACCGAAUAAGGAGACUGGUUCGAACAUAGCUGGAUGACUAUUUCCUACGAUAUAGCAGUGUAUGUGCUGUUGUUCGGGUCCUCAACCAGAGCUCUUCCUCUUCACACGACUUCAUUCGACAACUUUAUCAGUUGUGUAUGCCAAGGUGAUCAAGUUGGAC
This is a messenger RNA of Ilyonectria robusta, 1918 nucleotides long. RefSeq lists its product as uncharacterized. The transcript has 4 exons. Gene Ontology annotation, cellular component: precatalytic spliceosome. The coding region runs from base 148 to 1569 and encodes 473 amino acids. The record is from RefSeq and is a predicted model, not a curated record. Gene Ontology annotation, biological process: mRNA cis splicing, via spliceosome. NCBI's taxonomy places the organism in Eukaryota, Fungi, Ascomycota, Sordariomycetes, Hypocreales, Nectriaceae. Gene Ontology annotation, molecular function: RNA binding.